Penicillium verhagenii is the source of this 330-nucleotide messenger RNA. RefSeq lists its product as uncharacterized. The transcript is spliced from 4 exons. Lineage: Eukaryota; Fungi; Ascomycota; Eurotiomycetes; Eurotiales; Aspergillaceae. The coding region runs from base 1 to 330 and encodes 109 amino acids. The record is from RefSeq and is a predicted model, not a curated record.
AUGGGCUUUUCCAAGCCGGAGAGGGGGCCCGCCAAGCCUCUUCCCAGCAUCCACGAGAGAAAAACCGUUGCGACCUCCCCAAAGUGGAAGAAGAGGCCGUUCAGGAAUCCUCUCCGGGAGUAUAGGAACCCUCUCCCCACCAUCUUCGAGGAUCCACUCCUUGGAAUUGAUGAGGUGCCGGAGUCCCUCACUCAUCCUCUAGUGCCGUUGCAGGCCGCCGAUCCACUUGGUCGAUCCUGGGCCGGGGCAGAUAUGGAGGAUGAGUUGUCAAUUCCCACGGAGCUUCGAGGCUUCCGUCGGAAGACAAUCCCUUCCUGCUGCUUCUCCUAG